CACCCCAUAACCAUUCACCUAACAUAUAGUAUUAGUAACAUAAAUAUAUAUAUAUAUAAGUAUAAAUAAUUAACUUACCCUCUUAGUCUUAGUACAUAUUUAAGGCCUCAACACUCUACUCCCAAGUUUGUUUCACACCAUUAUUCUAGCCUAGCUAGAUCCUCUUCAAAUGGCUCAGCAGAAGGUUGUGUUAAAGGUUUUGACUAUGACUGAUGAUAAAACAAAGCAGAAAGCUAUUGAAGCAGCUGCAGAUAUAUUUGGAGUUGAUUCAAUAGCAGCAGAUAUAAAGGAGCAGAAGCUAACAGUGAUUGGACAAAUGGACACAGUGGCAAUUGUGAAGAAGCUCAAGAAAGUUGGCAAGGUUGAUAUCAUAUCUGUUGGACCUGCCAAAGAAGAGAAGAAGGAAGAGAAGAAAGAAGAAAAGAAAGAGGAGAAGAAAGAAGAGAAAAAGGAAGAGAAGAAGGAGGAAAAGAAGGAAGAAAAGAAAUGAAAAAAAAAAAUCCCCAAUACUUAUCUCAUUGGUCUUAUCACAAUUCUUCACCCUUUUAUUUUUAUUUUUUAUUUUUAAUUGGUUUGCAUAUUUUUCUUAUAUUCAGAAGCCAUUAUAAGAUGCAUAGUUGUCUAUAGUUUUUUUUCCCCCUUCUUCUUCUCAAAUCUGCUGUUUCCUGCAUAAAUCAAUUGCCAAGAUGCAAAUGAGUUUUUUAAUAGAGUAUUCCCAAAAUUUGACUAACAGAGAAUAAAUAUUAGACAAUGUUUUUCAAUUUUCAUAGGAUAAAAUAGUUUCUUUUCCUAUUCUCUCCAUUUAUUUUUUCUAUUUUCCUUUUAGCAUUUUUCCAAUAUAAGAGAAGCUUUGGUAAUUGACAAGCUGCAAAUUUCAGAUAGCUCUAGUUUUCUACUUAUUAAUUGUUGCAAGAUAUUUUAUUUUAGUUUAUUAUGCAAAUGGCUAUUAGGGUAUUGUUAUUGUGACUAUGACAACAUCUAUAUCUCUUUUAUUCAUAAUUUCAUAUCAUACGGUUAUGAAUUGUGGUAAAGUUUGGUUAUGUAAUAAGGCCAAGAAGUUAUUUGGCCAUCACGAAGUUCCUUUCC
Messenger RNA from Arachis duranensis, 1086 nucleotides. Its product is annotated as heavy metal-associated isoprenylated plant protein 39. The coding region runs from base 170 to 490 and encodes 106 amino acids. Lineage: Eukaryota; Viridiplantae; Streptophyta; Magnoliopsida; Fabales; Fabaceae. Gene Ontology annotation, molecular function: metal ion binding. The transcript is spliced from 3 exons. The record is from RefSeq and is a predicted model, not a curated record.